UCUGCGCUCCGACGCCGGCUGACACAUUAACAGCUCUCCGCUCCAUCACUGCACUGCUCCGAGCUGCGCGUCUCGCAGGCUCUGGGACUAGACACGUAUUCCAUGCUACACUUCGGAAGCUUUGGUGGCCUCCCACUGUGAAACUCCUUCUGACGCCCACUUGGAGGUCUGGAGCAACCUUUGAAGGCCUCGGGUGUACAGUUGGUCACCAGCAAGCUGACAGAGAUGAAGACAUGUGCUAUGUUUCUGGCAGCUCUGCUGCUCCCCAGCAUUCAAGCAGUGUGUCCAGAUAAAGAACCAGGACUGCAGCCAUGGAUGCCUGGGCACAGUGAAGACCAUCGUGUUACAAUUGGUUAUGGCAGGAAGGUCCUUCUUACAUCUUCAGCUACGGUCAACUCCAUUGAGAUUCUCAAUGGAGGAAAGCUGGUGAUUGCUGACACCAACCGGGCCAUACUGCUUCGGACAAAAAGCAUUCUGAUUGGUAACAAAGGGGAGCUGCACAUUGGAAGCCCAGACUGUCCUUAUAAAGGCAACUUCACCAUCUCCCUCUUUGGAAGAUUGGAUGACAGUGAUACAGAACACAGCUAUUUUGGGAGGAAGUACAUUGGUGUGGGGACAGGAGGGACACUAGAGAUCCAUGGACAAAAGAAGCUGUCAUGGACAUUUCUCAACAAGACCCUCCAUCCUGGAGAGAGCAACCAAAACAACUACCUGUUCCAGAGAAGUUGGGGGAACCGAGGCAUCAUCGUCCACAUUAUGGACCCCAAGACCGGAGAGGUGCUGCAUAAUGACAGGUUUGACACAUAUCGUAGUAAGGAUGAGAGUCGCCGCCUUGCAAAGUAUGUGGAUGGUGUGGAGAUGGGAGUCAUACUGGCCAUGGUGGUCAAUGACGAGGGCUCCAACAACUUGGAGGACUCGGCCAAGAAGAGCCUCUCCAGGCUGGGCAGCCAACACAUCAACAGUCUAGGAUUUCGGCAUCCCUGGACCUUUAUAGUGAAGAAAGGUGACACUUCUUCUGCUGUGGAGGGUCAUGCUGUCUAUCAAGGAACCAAGUCCUCCUCAGAGGCCACGAGCUCUUGUGUUUUUCAGACGAGUUAUGAGGAGCAUUUUAGGAUCACAGCCAGCAGUCAGUGGGUGCAAGAGGCAGAGUGGACAGAAUGGUUUGACAGGGAUGAUGAGAGGGGAUCUGGAGACUGGGAGAAGGUGUCUGACCUGCGUACGACCUACCCAGACAAACUGUGUAGCAGUCCACUCAACAUCCAGGCUGAAACACAUGGUGGCAUACCAGCCAACCAGACCGGAGAUGUGAUUCACAAGAAUGACAAGGACUACGGCUUUGUCUGCCUCAACAAGGACCAGGCUCAUGGCCUUUGUCGCAACUACAGGGUCCGCUUCCUCUGUGGAAAACUGGUUCGUCCACAGGCCUCCAUCUCUAUCGACAUGUUGUCCAACAGCAGCAUCCUGGAGCUGGCCGACCAACCAGAUGGCUGGGGGUCUGGGGAUCAGAUAGUGGUGGCCAGUACUGACUAUUCCAUGCACCAGGCUGAAGAGUUCACCCUGUUGCCCUGCCCUACCUGCACAUCGAACCAGGUCAAAGUCCAAGGUAAGGCCCAGUUCAUCCAUAUGGGUGAGGAAGUGGAUGGGGUGGAUAUGAGAGCAGAGGUGGGCCUCCUAAAGCGUAACAUCCUGAUCCGUGGGGAGAUAGAGCCUGGCUGCUAUGGCAACGAGGCCUGCACAUUCUUCGACUUCGACACUUUCGGCGGACAUUUAAAGGUGGAGCGGGGAUUCAGGGCAGUUCAUAUAUCUGGGGUGGAGCUGCAGCACAUGGGCCAGCAGACAAUGGGACAUUAUCCUAUCCAUUUCCAUAUGAAUGGAGAUGUGGAUGAGAGGGGAGGCUACAACCCCCCAACUACUGUCAGCGAUCUAUCCAUCCACCACUCCUUCUCCCGCUGCGUAACUAUCCACAGCUCCAAUGGACUGCUGGUAAAGGAUGUGGUGGGCUAUGACACACUGGGUCACUGUUUCUUCACGGAGGAUGGUCCAGAAGAGAGGAACACAUUUGACCACUGUUUGGGUAUGAUGGUGCGAGCCGGGACCCUGCUGCCUUCAGACAGGGACAGCAAAAUGUGCCGUAACAUCACUGAAGGAGCCUACCCAGGAUAUGUUGCCAACCCGCGGCAAGACUGCAGUGCAACUUCAACUUUCUGGAUCGCCAACCCCAGUAACAACCUCAUCAACUGUGCUGCUGCAGGCUCAGAGGAAACAGGUUUCUGGUUCAUCUUCCACCAUGUGCCCACUGGUCCCUCAGAGGGGCUGUAUUCCCCUGGACGUACUGAGCACACACCUAUGGGCCAAUUCACCAACAACAGAGCCCAUUCCAACUACAGGGCAGGAAUGAUCCUUGAUAAUGGAGUAAAGACCACCCAGGCGAAUGACAAGGACAAGAGACCCUUCCUAUCUCUGAUCGGAGCCAGGUAUGGCCCCCACCAGGAUGCAGACCCCUUUAAACCCAGAGUCCCUGCUCUAAUUCACCAUUUUGUAGCCUAUAAGAACCAAGACCAUGGAGCCUGGCUGAGAGGAGGGGAUGUCUGGCUGGAUGACUGCCAAUUUGCUGAUAAUGGUAUUGGCCUCACUCUAGCAAGUGGAGGGACAUUCCCAGAUGAUGAUGGCUCUCAUCAGCAGGUGAAAAACUCACUGUUUGUGGGUGAAAGUGAAAAUCGUGGAAUGCCCCUCCUUGACAACAGGAUCUGGGGCCUCGGGGGUUCUGACCUUAUUGGAAGAACUCUGCCACGUGGCAUUGAUUUUCCUAUCCGGGGCAUGCAGAUCUAUGACGGUCCCAUCAACAUGCAGAACUGUACAUUUCGGAAAUAUACAGCGCUGGAUGGACGGCACACCAGUGCCUUUGGCUUCAGGCUCAACAACUCGUGGCAGAGCUGCCCCAACAAUAACAUCACUGACAUCAUCUUUGACCAAGUACCUAUCACGUCUCGGGUCUUUUUUGGGGAGCCGGGUCCCUGGUUUAAUAAGAUGCAGAUGGACGGGGACAAGACAACCAUCUUUCACGAUAUCGACGGCUCAGUCAGCGAGUAUCCAGGAGCCUUCCUGGUUAAAGAGGACAACUGGCUGCUCCGGCACCCCGACUGCAUCGACGUGCCCAACUGGAAGGCAGCUAUCUGCAGCGGCCACUAUGCACAGAUCUACGUCCAGACGCGUAACCCUGCCAAUCUAAACAUGCACAUAGUGCGGGAUGAGUACCCUGACCGGCCCCUGACACUAGAGGGCGCACUGGGGAAGAAGAAACACUACCAGCAGUUCCAGCCAGUGAUCACACUAGCCAAAGGAUACACCAUCCACUGGGACCAGACGGCGCCUGCUGAGGUCACCAUCUGGCUCAUCAACUUCAACAAAAAUGACUGGCUCAACGUGGGGCUCUGCUAUCCACAAGGCACUAACUUCACCAUCAUCUCCGAUAUCCACAAUCGCCUUACCAAGCAGACCCACAAGACCGGUGUCUUCAUGAGGACAACGCAGAGGGAGAAGAUCAACCACUCACACCUGGCCAGAGGAUACUACUACUGGGAGGAAGACACUGGCCUGCUUUUCCUGAAGGUAAAGGCCCAUAACAGCAGGGAACAGUUUGCCUUCUGCUCUGUCAAGGGCUGUGAGCGGGUGAAGAUCACAGCUGCAAUCCCUAAAGGCAGUCCUCCCAGCAACUGCAUGGCCCAGGCCUACCCAAAACAUGCUGAGCUGCCUGUUGUGGAUGUACCAAUGCCCAGAAAGCUACCCAAUACCAGGCUGCACUCAACAGACCACUUCCUGGAGGUGAAAUUGGAGUCCUACAACACUAGAUUCUUCCACAUCAAGGAAGACUUUGCCUUUACUGAGGUGAAUGGCAGGAAGUUGUACCAACCAGAAGAUGGGGUGCAGUUGACAGUAAUUGAUGGUCAUGACGGGCAGGUGGUUGACAGCAAAGUCUUCAGGAACUCCAUCUUACAGGGCAUCCCUGCACAGUUGGACAACUAUGUCAGUGGACUGAGAGACGGUUCCAUCAUCCUCAUUACAUCUAAGGGACGUCUGUUUACAAGAGGAUCCUGGACUAAAGUCCUGGAAAGACUCGGAGCAGACAAAGGCAUCAAAUUUAAAGAUAAGCUGGCAUUUGUGGGCUUCAAGGGCUCCUUCCACCCUGACUGGGUCCAUCUGGAGGUGGACGCCAACCGAGCCAAGAUCCAUCAGGUCCUGCCUGUCCCUGUGUUCCACAAGAUGAAGUUAUGAGAAGCAGGCAGAGUGGGGAGGACAGCCAUCAGACUAUGUAGUCCCCUCCAAGCCUCACCCCCACACAGACACACACACACACACACACACACACACACACACACACACACACACACACACAUACACUAAAAAAGUGCAUGUACACACACACAUAAAACAUACUUCCAGCCCUACAGAGUUGGUUGCUCCAAGCUAUUGUCCAGGAUCAGUGGUGUUUUUUCUGUGUUUGGCAGUGACAAAGAAUGAUAUGAUUUGGUUUGUUGACCCUUGAAGACCCUCUCCCAGAGCCAGCACUGCCCACAAUGAACUAUAUCUAUAUAAGUCAUCAGUAGAGGACUGUAAGGUGACAGCACACCCUCUGGCGGCCAUAUUGGAGGUCCUUGAGUUCUUCAGCAACAAUGGUCAGAACAAGCAAUGGUGUUUGCAGACAUUACCAUAGACAGAUAUUAAUACAAUACCUUAGUAUACCAUUAAUAUACCACUAUCCAUUGGUAGAUAUUGGUUCAGACUCAGAGUGUCAUUGCUACUCAUUGGAUUUGGUAAGCUACCCAAACAUGCAAACAUCUGUUUUAUGUACCAUCUAACAUGGGCAUAAAUAUAGGCUACAUUCACAACAUUCGCUCAAUUUCCAUUUCUCUCCACAUCUGAUCUUUCUGCCUAGACUCUUCACAUUUAUAUUUUGCGUGACCCAUAUCUGAUAUCAGUGUGAGCAGAUUUCUGCCCUGAAACACCUCACAUGCAACCAAGGACACAUACACAUACGCACGUUGGAACAACAACAAAAAAAAUGUUGCAUUUGUGAGACACAGGCAUUUUGGAAAAAAUUGAAUGACAUGGCGGUGCCAGCAUUCAUCUCCCGAAUGGUUUCCUGUGGAGGUUGAAUGACAAUUCAUCAUUUGUUAAGGCUGAGGGUGAGAAGACAAAGGAACGCACAAGCCAUAGCUAUAGCUCCAUUAGCAGCUACUGACCUAGAGUCAAGAGAGGUGGGGCAGCGAUGUGAAGGGUUGUACAGAAGAACAGUCCCCCCCAAACUUUACGAUGUCUGGGGCUACAUUCCAAUAUCUCUGUCGGCACCUCACAGCAAUGCCGUCACCGCAGGGCUCAAAAUGUAGGCAAACUGCCCCAUCAGAAAGUGUCUGGCACUAUCGGCUGGUGACAGCUUACUGCAGCAGUUUUACAGCUAUGGCAGCCUACUGUAGUUUCAACAGCCUGCAAUGACAUAAAAGCAAAAGUGGGAAUGGAAGUGUCCCAAAUCUGACUGACAAAAAAAAAAUGUAUGUCUCUGUCACACUUCUGAAAAAAAUCAGAUCUGUGUCAUAUAAGAGCAAAAAAAGAAAAAAGUAUUUGGGCCACAUUUGCUUGUAAUAUGAUCGUAGCCUUAGUUUCAUGUUAACAUUAACAGUGGCCUAUUUUCAAUUAAUUUGGCCAAGCCAAAAACUUGAACUGACUCAAGUCCAUCCUUUUUGUACAUAGUCUGUCCUCUAACACACUUUUCUAUCCAGACUCUGACAUCUGUGGAAAAUAUGCCGAUACCCUUUGGUGUCACUGUUGGAUGACACUGUUAGAAAGAGCAGUUUGAUGAUGUCAAGGUCGAGCUAUUCUUGGAAUGAACUAGUUCAUAUGACGUGUCAUAAUUCAUGUCUAAAGGCAAAAUAAUCAUUCACAGUUACAGACAGGGUGAAGGCCUUGCAGUUAUUGUGAAGGGCAAGAUGUGUUAAUUGUUAAUUGGGCACACAAACCAAUGAAAAGAGACUGACCAAAAAGGUCAGUCUCUUUUCAAAGGCAUCCAUGAUCUUGAACUUAUUUGUACACUAAAACCCCACUGUUUUAAGAAUGACAAAGAGAAUCUCAGAAGUUCAUACCCAUCGUCCAUAGCCCCACUGAAUGGCUGUUUCUCCUGUCUUGCUGCCUUGGUCGACACUUACUAGGUGGAAUCAGUCUACUGACUCACUUUUCUCUCACUUACGUUUAAAAAGAAAGGCAUUCCAUUUCAGUGUGAUUUUGAAUGGUGGAUCCUCUUGGACACCGUGGUGCAAACUUGGUAUCACUUCCCCAGUUGUGAGCAUCAGGCCCAGAGUGGGACUAAUUUUCAGCCCUGGAGUUUCAUGCCUCAGACCGGCCAACUUUAGAUCACAACCUAUUAUAACCUUACAUGUUAAGUCUACAAUAGCGCACUGUUCUCUAAAGCCUUGUAAUUCAGUGUAUUUUUCUAAAAUAUUUCCAAUUCAGUGCAAAUAAGGGUUGCUUCACAAUGUAGAUUUAUUUCAACAUGAGUGCACAUCUCCAACAUUAUUCUUUACAACACAACAUCCUUUUCAACAAUAUCAGAAUCUAUAUUCUGUUCAAAUAAGUGUUCACAGAUAUCCAAACCUUAAAAAUGAAAUAAAAGAAUAAAUAAAAAUAUUAAAUAUUAAAUUUGAAAAAAUAAAAAAUAGAAUAAAAAGUGAACAGACAUGUCCUGUGAUUUUCAGCCUUCGAUGAUUAUAUUUACCCUU
This is a messenger RNA of Epinephelus lanceolatus (giant grouper), 6767 nucleotides long. RefSeq names its product cell migration inducing hyaluronidase 1 (gene cemip). The record is from RefSeq and is a predicted model, not a curated record. NCBI's taxonomy places the organism in Eukaryota, Metazoa, Chordata, Actinopteri, Perciformes, Serranidae.